AUGUCAUUCUCGUCGAAGUUUCUGCUCAUCGCCCUAGUAUGCUUGCUCUUGGCCGACCGCGCCUCAGCCUUUGGCGCAGGCGAAGUGGCUGGUAACAGCGAGUUCAAUGGCUACGUGUGGCGGCACGGCGACAUCGCAGAGGCCCUAAGGUAUCUCCCCGUCAGCUUCGUGACGCAUUACCGCUUCUCGGCGCUUGAGAGGCGUCAGAUCUACUUUGGGAACUGGCUGCGCGACUUUUCGCAGAUCAUCGACACUACGGGGCUGGACACGGUGCCGGAGCCCGUGCUCAGGGCUAUCGUCAGUAUCCUGGGCUUUAUGGAGUUUGGCUUCGCGACCGAUGAGUUUGACGUGACGCGUGAACGCCUCGGGUGCUACACCCACGUGGAGCAUAUAGACAACCCCAAGGGAUACCCCGACAAUGCCAAGGAUACCGACGAGAGGCUCCGGGGUCCGGUGGAUCCUCGCGAGUUGCAGUUUGACGCCAAGACGGGCAUGAAGAAUUACAUCGCCAACUCUGGCAAAGGCUGGGACACCUCUGCAGACUACGUCACGCGCCAACUGCGCGAGUGCAUCAAACUCGGCCGCGAGGGCACCCCCAAGGCGAAGAAAGAAGCUUUCAUCCACCUCGGCGCCGCGCUGCACACCCUCGAGGAUUUCUCCGCCCACAGCAACUUCACCGAGCUCUGCCUCCACGAACUCGGCGAGGAGGACGUCUUUGCGUUUGUCGGCGAGGCGUGUCGCGUCAGGACGCUGGGCUGGAGGUGGAGGAUGGUGCCGCCUAUUGUCACGGGUACCUUUGGCAUGCUGGAUAUCUUCCACAGCCUUCUCGGCGAGGCUGAUGACAUGGCUGUGCUGCAGUGCAAGGGCUCACUGGAGAACCUAGAAAAUGAGAUGAAUAUAGGCGAAAUCGCAUUCCAGCAUCUCUUCGACAUUGUCAAAGCCGCCAUCACAGCGAUAAGCAAACUCGCUUCCGACAGUACCAUCAAAGACCCCAUCAUGCAGCAGCUCGAGACUGUCGGUGUUCUGUUCCAAAAGGCCGAGGAGGAGAAGAAGAGCACCACGGCUGAGAGCACCCUCGACGCGAACCAGUUGUGGCAGACCAUCGAGCCUAUCUUCUAUCUUCACGACCGCAUCAAGAAAUGGAUCCAGGAGCGUACGGAGCAGCAUGAUGCUGAGCCGCUAUCUGAGGAGUCGAGUUCACAGUUGGGGAAGUACACGGAUCAACUUGUGUUUAAGUACUUGUCACUCAUGAUUGAAAGUUCAAUCAUGCAACUGCGCAAUGCUCUCAAGGCUGCGAAGGAGCGUGUUGACGCGGAAGCUGCAAAGUCUACAUCAGCAGAGGUGUACCUCGAUGGCGAUGGCUCAGACCCUAGCCACUCUGAUAUCUCCAAGGACCACUUCAGUAACGUUCUCAACCAACCAGCCGGUCUUGUCUCAACAGUCACUACCAACUGGACGACACAGCAGGUAGUCAAAUGCUGGGACGACAAGUUCCGCGACGAGGAAGACACCAUCCGCCAGAUCCUCACCAUCAUGCACCACCCGGCCUUCCCCCGCCACAAAACCCCCAUCCAGAAAUACAUGUUCGACGCGGUGGAAGAAUGGUGGCACCACAACAGCGACUCCGAAAAGAGCACCAUCCGCGGCAUGCUUACCAAAGAAAGCGUGCGUAGUCGACAGCACGAGAACCACACCCUUACGCUCAAAGACCUAGAGGGCAAGAGGAAGGGCGUCGCGUCAUUCCCCGGCUCUAGGCCCAAGCUCAAGCAGAAGCCGGCCAAGCCAUCACCUCUGACGUGGGCUGUUGACACGGCCAAGAGUGAUGCCAAGUGGGUGUUUGGGGCGGUCAAACGAAGUGUGAGAGACCCUGUUGCGGCUGUUGGGUUUGUGGUUGGGGGGCUGUAUAUGUUUUUUGCGCAGAUUCUCAUGGCCAUCUUCCGUGUGUUUGGAGGUGGCAAGGUGGCGAGGGAGUGA
Fusarium sp. VM40 is the source of this 1974-nucleotide messenger RNA. Lineage: Eukaryota; Fungi; Ascomycota; Sordariomycetes; Hypocreales; Nectriaceae. The record is from the annotation of a GenBank genome assembly.